Messenger RNA from Branchiostoma floridae (Florida lancelet), 1293 nucleotides. RefSeq lists its product as uncharacterized. The transcript is spliced from 3 exons. Lineage: Eukaryota; Metazoa; Chordata; Leptocardii; Amphioxiformes; Branchiostomatidae. Bases 125 to 598 code for a protein of 157 amino acids. The record is from RefSeq and is a predicted model, not a curated record.
CAGACAACUCCACAUUAAGGUGUAGACGUCGUGUCGUCCACUCGAGCUAUUUCGUUGAGAAGGACAACCCUUGGUUCUAAGACUUCUAUUUCUCAAGCACCCAGUACGUAAAGAAACUAGAAGGAUGGCCAGCUCUUCGGUGAUACUUGGGGUACUUCUGUGUGCAGGUUUCCUCACUUUGGCUUCGGCGGCUGGUAAUGCCACUGUAGCGCCGUCUGGUGGGAACGCGACGUCUAGCGGUUCUCGUGGGAACAACACAGCCUGCACCGCAAAAGUGACCUCCUGCCGCAGCGUGGUGUCUGGUAUCAUCGCCAAUGUCACUUCUCUGGCCGGCCAAAUCCUGACCGGUGGAUCCUCAAUCACUACCGCCCUGAAGUCACUGUGCACUCAGUUCACCAAGGUGGAGAAGUGUGUGAAAACGGCUGCCGACUCGGCGGACUGCAGCGGUCUCCCCAACACCCUGAAGGACUACAAGGACAGCGUCAGCAUCCCAUCCAUCUGCGGCCGGUACAUCGGCGCAGCCGGACACGCCCUCCCCAACAUGGCCGUCGUCCUGGCUUCUAUCCUGGCCGCAAUGCUCGUCGGGAAACUUUUCUAAGGGCUUUUAUUUGUCAAGUGGUGAAUGCUUGACGUCUUCUUGGCUUAUCAAAUAAUAGCACAUCUCCCCCCCUCUCUCUCUCCCGUUGUGCAAGAUGUCAAAAACACUACUUCCAUGUAAGAAAUCUAUUAUAGGUAGUUACGCUGUAGUUGAUUAACAGUACUGUAUCAGUGAAACAGAAGUCAACCAAACGUCGGUCUGCUUGUGCAAAUACCUCAACGGUUUGUCAAUGCAUGGCGUUAUAUUACUUUCAAUAUUAAUUUUGGAGUAAAAAUAGGAGCAAUAUUUUUUUCUCUCUAGUUUUGCUUAGAUCUAUCUUCUCUUAAUGACAUUUGUGAGUUAAGCUAGGGGUGUUUUAAUUGGACUCUUAACAAAUUGAUUUUCAAUUGUUACUUGUUAUAGUAGACAUGUUGUUAAGAUUGUUUUGAGUCGGUACAAAUUGUAAUGAGGCUUGCUUGUAUGUAACUUUGUAAGUGAUAUAAACUAUUGCAUGAACAUAUCCAGUUACAGGAUUUACCAUUUCGGAUUACUGGUAUUGUGUCGGAAUAUAUGAUAAUGGCCGGCUUAGCCAGGUCAUUGGAAAGUUCUGGAUUAUGAUACAGACCGAAUCUUGUCAUCAAACUUUUUGUUGUAACGUUAUUAACAAUCACAUGUGGGUAUAUUUGGAAAUAAACCUUUCUCACUGGUGAAAUCUA